Emys orbicularis (European pond turtle) is the source of this 2403-nucleotide messenger RNA. RefSeq names its product dipeptidyl peptidase like 10 (gene DPP10). Gene Ontology annotation, biological process: proteolysis; regulation of potassium ion transmembrane transport. Lineage: Eukaryota; Metazoa; Chordata; Testudines; Emydidae. Gene Ontology annotation, molecular function: potassium channel regulator activity; serine-type peptidase activity. Gene Ontology annotation, cellular component: voltage-gated potassium channel complex; plasma membrane. The transcript is spliced from 26 exons. The coding region runs from base 1 to 2403 and encodes 800 amino acids. The record is from RefSeq and is a predicted model, not a curated record.
AUGACAGCCAUGAAGGAGCAGCAGGCAGCGCCGAACCCGGGCAGCCGGGGGAGCCAGCAGCAAGACCAGGAGCUUGGAAGUAACAGCCCUCCGCAGAGGAAUUGGAAGGGAAUUGCAAUUGCACUGCUGGUGAUUCUAGUUGUAUGUUCACUCAUCACUAUGUCUGUCAUUCUUUUAACCCCAGAUGAACUUACAAAUUCAUCAGAAACCAGAUUGUCUUUAGAAGAUCUCUUCAAAAAAGAGUUCAUAGUUCAUAAUCCAGAAGCCAAAUGGAUUAAUGAUACAGAAGUGGUGUAUAAAAAUAGGAAUGGACAUGUUGUUAAACUGAAUGUAGAAACAAAUACAACCACGUUAUUAUUGGAAAAUACAACUUUUGUAACUUUCAAAGCAUCAAGAUACUCAGUUUCACCAGAUUUAAGAUUUGUUCUUCUUGCAUAUGAUGUCAAACAGGUUUUUCAUUAUUCUUAUACGGCUUCAUAUGUGAUUUAUAACAUACAUACAAGGGAAGUUUGGGAGUUAAACCCUCCAGAAGUAGAGGAUUCAAUUUUACAGUAUGCGGCAUGGGGUGUACAAGGAGAGCAGUUGAUUUAUAUUUUUGAAAAUAACAUCUACUAUCAGCCUGAUGUAAAGAGUAGCUCAUUGCGACUGACAUCCUCAGGAAAAGAAGGAAUCAUUUUUAAUGGAAUCGCAGACUGGCUCUAUGAAGAGGAGCUUCUUCACUCUCACGUUGCCCACUGGUGGUCCCCGGAUGGAGAAAGGUUGGCAUUCCUGAUGAUAAAUGACACUUUGGUACCAAACAUGGUUAUUCCUCGGUUUACUGGAGGUCUGUAUCCCAAAGGAAAGCACUAUCCAUAUCCUAAGGCAGGUCAAACCAACCCAACGAUAAAGCUGUUUGUUGUCAAUCUAUAUGGACCAACACAUACACUGGAACUCAUGCCGCCUGACAGCUUUAAAUCAAGAGAAUACUACAUCACCAUGGUAAAGUGGGUAAGCAAUACCAGGACUGUGGUGAGAUGGUUAAACAGACCACAGAACAUUUCCAUUCUUACGGUUUGUGAGACCACGACUGGGGCUUGUAGCAAGAAAUAUGAGAUUACAUCAGAAGUGUGGCUUUCUAAACAGAAUGAGGAGCCAGUUUUCUCCAAAGAUGGAAGUAAGUUCUUUAUGAUAGUCCCAGUGAAACAAGGUGGCCGGGGUGAAUUCCACCACAUAGCCAUGCUUAUUGUUCAGGCUAAAACUGAACAAAUCAGUGUGAGACACCUGACAUCAGGAAACUGGGAAGUUAUCAAAAUCCUGGCAUAUGAUGAAAAUACUCAAAAGAUUUAUUUUUUAAGCACUGAAGAUUCCCCAAGAGGAAGACAGCUACAUAGUGUAUCAACUGUUGGAUUACUGAACCGCCAGUGUCUUUCAUGCAACUUCAUGAAAGAUCAGUGCACAUACUUCAGUGCGAAGUUUAGUCCUAUGAACAAGCAUUUUUUACUACAUUGUAAAGGACCAGGCGUUCCAGUUGUUAGCGUGCACACUACAAGUAACCCUGGAAAAUUUUACAUAUUGGAAAAUAAUGCUGUGUUGAAAGAAACUAUUUUAAAGAAAAAGAUUUUCCGGACAGAAAUAAAAAUGCUUCACAUUGAGGAUUAUGAACUUCCUUUACAGUUGUCAUUUCCAAAGGAUUUCACAGAUCGAAACCAGUAUGCUGUUCUGUUAAUAAUUGAUGAAGCUCCAGGCAGCCAGCUGGUUACAGAUAAGUUUCACGUUGACUGGGAUUCGGUGCUUGUCAACUCUGAUAAUGUCAUCGUAGCUCGAUUUGAUGGCAGAGGGAGUGGAUUUCAAGGCCUUAAAAUUCUACAGGAAGUCCAUCGUUGCUUAGGUUCAGUGGAAGUGAAGGACCAAAUAGCAGCUGUAGAAUCAUUACUGAAACAACCAUUCAUAGAUCCUAACCGACUGAGCAUAUUUGGAAAGGGAUAUGGUGGAUACAUUGCAUCAAUGAUCCUGAAAUCCAAUGAAAGACUUUUUAAAUGUGGAACCGUUAUUGCACCAAUCACAGACAUGAAGUUGUAUGCUUCGGCUUUUUCAGAAAGAUACCUUGGCAUUCCAUCUAAAGAGGAAAAUACGUAUCAGGCAUCCAGUGUACUGCACAAUAUUCAUGGUUUAAAAGAAGAGAAUUUGCUAAUAGUUCAUGGGACAGCUGAUACUAAAGUCCAUUUCCAACACUCAGCAGAACUAAUUAAACAUCUAAUAAAAGCUGGAGUUAAUUACACUAUGCAGAUCUACCCAGAUGAAGGUCAUAACAUUGCAUCUGAGAAAAGCAAAUAUCACCUUUACAGCACAAUCCUUGGGUUUUUUAGUGCUUGUUUAAAGGAGGAAGCCCCAAUUUUACCACAGGAACCUGAAGAGGAUGAAUAA